This is a messenger RNA of Paramecium sonneborni, 968 nucleotides long. Lineage: Eukaryota; Ciliophora; Oligohymenophorea; Peniculida; Parameciidae. The record is from the annotation of a GenBank genome assembly.
AUGUUCAAUAACUUAAAGCGAAAUAUGCGAAUAUUGAAUAAGGAUAUGGUGGAGACUUCUUGGCUCAAAUGUUUAAUUGAUGAUACUCCAAAGCAAAAGCACAUACUUGUACCUUAAAAGAAUUAUUAUAGAUUCUUUAAAAAUGUCUUGGAGGAGAAUUAAAUAAUGUAAACUCUCAAGAAGCUCUUAAGAAAAUUAUUUUAAGAAUGCAGCAUCCACAAAAAACAAUAACUGCGCUUAAAUCUUAUUAUUUAGUUCAUAUGCUAAGGCAAUAUUUAGCCCCUUAUGUAACAGAUAAAACAAUUGAACUGUAGUCUAAGAGUACGGCUGAUGCUGUACUGUAAAAUGUUGCAUUUCUCUAUUGUAGCUAUCUUAGAUGUUUCUCUAACAAUUAUGAAUAAAUAAACAUCUUGUAUAAAAUGCAUAGAUAACUUGAAGUUCUCAUUCUGAAGUUAGAUGUGCCAAUUAUCAAAUGCAUUACAAUCAAAUUAAUUAUAGAUAUUAUAUUCUUAUAUGAAUCUCUCAAUAAAUAAGAUGAAUAAGUAAAAAGGAUAAGAGCAACGAAAUAAGUUAAAAGAUUUUUAGAGAUAAAAUAAUUAAUUUAACUACCUGAAGAAUUACUCUAAAAAAUAAAAAUUCUUAAUUUUAAUGAAAUCGAAUAGAAAAUUGCAUUAUAAACACAACCUGUUAUAAAUAAUAACUAUGAGGAGAAUCAAAAUCGGGUUCCUUAAAAAGAAUUGCUGAUUCUAGAUAUACAAAGUAUAAAUCAAAGAAAACUCAGUACAAGUGCAAAUGAAUGGGAAGACUAAUCAGAUAUCAAAUCUUAAUAAUAGCAUAUUUAUAAAAGUUUAUAGCCAAGUCCUAAUCGUAGAAGAAUAGCUUCACAAACUCCGAAUAGAGCAACAUCCAUUAGAGAUAAUUUCUUUGUUCCAUCCCAAGGACCCCUAUCUUUUAUUAUGAUGUCAUGA